CCCGUCCCCACCACGUGUCCCCUGUCCCUGCCACGUGUCCCCUGACCCCGCGUGUCCCCCCGCAGACGGCGUGGUGCUGGUGGACCCCGAGUACCUGAAGGAGAGGAAAGUCUUCGUGACAUUGACCUGCGCCUUCCGCUACGGCCGCGAGGACCUGGACGUGCUGGGGCUGACCUUCCGCAAGGACCUCUUCGUGGCCAACGCCCAGGCCUUCCCCCCGGUCCCCGAGGAGAAGAAGCCCCUGACGCGGCUGCAGGAGCGGCUCAUCAAGAAGCUGGGCGAGCAUGCCUACCCCUUCACCUUCGAGAUCCCCCCCAACCUGCCCUGCUCCGUCACGCUGCAGCCAGGUCCUGAGGACACGGGGAAGGCCUGCGGCGUGGACUACGAGGUCAAAGCUUUCUGCGCGGAGAACCUGGAGGAGAAGAUCCACAAGAGGAACUCGGUGCGCUUGGUGAUCCGUAAGGUCCAGUACGCGCCGGAGCGACCCGGCCCCCAGCCCAUGGCAGAGACCACCCGGCAGUUCCUCAUGUCGGACAAACCGCUGCACCUCGAGGCGUCCCUGGACAAGGAGAUCUACUACCACGGAGAGCCCAUCAGCGUCAACGUCCACGUCACCAACAACACCAACAAGACGGUGAAGAAGAUCAAAAUCUCAGUGCGCCAGUACGCCGACAUCUGCCUCUUCAACACCGCCCAGUACAAGUGUCCGGUGGCCGUGGAGGACGCCGAUGACAUGGUGGCCCCAAGCUCGACGUUCUGCAAAGUCUACACCCUGACCCCCUUCCUCGCCAACAACCGGGAGAAGCGGGGGCUGGCGCUGGACGGAAAGCUCAAGCACGAGGACACCAACCUGGCCUCCAGCACGCUGUUAAGAGAUGGAGCCAACAAGGAGAUCCUGGGCAUUAUCGUCUCCUACAAGGUGAAGGUGAAGCUGGUGGUGUCCCGAGGAGGGUGA
This is a messenger RNA of Opisthocomus hoazin, 955 nucleotides long. The record is from RefSeq and is a predicted model, not a curated record. Lineage: Eukaryota; Metazoa; Chordata; Aves; Opisthocomiformes; Opisthocomidae.